This is a messenger RNA of Petromyzon marinus (sea lamprey), 2719 nucleotides long. RefSeq names its product arrestin domain-containing protein 1-like. The record is from RefSeq and is a predicted model, not a curated record. Gene Ontology annotation, cellular component: cytoplasm. Lineage: Eukaryota; Metazoa; Chordata; Hyperoartia; Petromyzontiformes; Petromyzontidae. Gene Ontology annotation, biological process: protein transport.
ACCUGGCCACAAAUGAUAGCUCGACCGUGUGGACAUUUCUAGCAGUCAAAAACUCAGCCAAAUACAACACAUCCCAACGAGGGAGCAAAGACACAUUCACACACCGAUGUUCGAGCGAGGUGGGUCGUCUACAGUAUGUGUAAAACUAAAUAUACCCGUGACAAAUGUGACUCACAACGACCACAGCCCUCCAACGAACACACACGGUGUGUAAUUCCAACGCCUCUCCCCUAAAAUAGCCUUCCGCAGCAGCAGCUACAUCAAAGCCCCCUGGUGCCUUUAAGAGAACGGCGGUGGGGGUCUAACAUUGGCUGAAGGCAACCUCUACAGAAACAAUCACACACGUUCACACACCCACUCGGCGCCUUCGCUACGAACAUGGAGGAUCUCAGAGUGCUCUUCAAAGGCAACAAAGUGUCGUACAGACCGGGCGACAUCGUGGAAGGCGUUAUUAAAGUCUAUGUCACGGCUGCCGUCCCCUUCAAGGCAAUCCGUGUGCGAUGCGUCGGGCGUUGCGACAUUGGGCCGCGGUCAAAGGCCGAGCCGGACGUCAUGGAGCAGUACAUCAACGAGUUCCAAGUGGCCUGGGGAAAAAAGUCGUCUGGUUCGCUGUCAAUCGGAAAGCACUCCUUCCCCUUCAGCUUUAAGCUUCCAGACGACGCUCCGCCCUCGUUUGAUGGGAAGCAUGGGCGCGUGGGCUACUCGGUGCUGGCCGAGCUCGACAUGCCCUGGUACAAGUCCGACCAGGAGCUGCGCGCCGAAUUCACCGUCACGCUGCCCGUCGACCUCAACGCUGUCCCCGACGCGGCUUGCGAGAGCCGGUCUAAUGCGAGCAAGCAGGUGAACUACUCGCUGGUGAAGAGUGGCACGCUGUCGCUGGAGUGCGUGGCUGAGAGGAAGGGAUACGUGCCGGGCCAGGUGAUUCAGCUGCUCACCUCCAUCAGCAACAAGACUGGCAAAACCUUCCCACAGAUCAGCUCAAGCCUCAUCCAGAUGGUGACUUACAGGGGCAAGCGCGACAUCGUUGACCUGACCACGCUCGUCACGAAGGACGGCGGCAGCGUCGGGCCCAAGCAGACGACGCAGUGGAAGGAGCGCUUCUCCGUGCCGGCGUUGCCCUGCUCGGAGCUACCCGGCUGCAAGCUCAUUUCCCUGGAGCACUUUGUGCAGGUCUCGGUCAAGUCGCUUGACCUCACGGUGCGCGUUCCUCUCCUCAUCGGCAACGUCCCCAUCGAAGGCAGCGAGAAGCCGACCCUCCCGGCGGCCGCGCCCGCCUGUCCUGCCGAGGCCACGCCACCCUCCGACCCCGUGGCGCCAUCCCAGCCUCCGCAGCCGCAGCCUCUUCCCGAGCCGGACUACCCGACCGCAGCGGAUCCGGCGCCCUCAUUCAAAUCCCCGGAUCCCGACGCGGGCGAGCGGCCCUCGCCCAGCGCGCCCCCCAUGGGGUUCGUCGACCUCCCGCCGGCCUACGGCGACCACCCGCCGCCUUUCGCGCCGCCGACGGGGCUCUACCCGGCCCUGCACGGGGCCCCUUUCCCGCAGCUCCCCACGCCGCCCCCCUACUGCCUCUACCCUGACGCGGCGGCCCUCGGAUCGACGGGGCAGUUCGGCCACUCCGACGCGGCCGCAUUCCGCCACGAGGCGCAUCCGCCGCACGCGAAGGCUGCGCCGAUGCCGGCGGCCAUGUCCGAAGGGAGCCUCGGGCCCGGCCCCGAACGCCGCGCGAUGCCACCGCGCGGCCUCGGCUCCUCGGCGAUGGCGGCGUCGUCCUCCUUGCCGUCGCUGCCGGCCGUGGUGCCCGCGGGGGGAGAGGACGGCGGAGAGGGGAGCGGGGAGGCGGCGCGGCGAGGGCCCAACAACCGCCUGUCUGGCUGCGUGCCCACGCCGCUGGCCCUCGCCAUGGGAACGGCGCUGCCCUCGGUUCCCGUGCGGAGGCUGUCGUCCGAGGGGGGGGCGGCGUCGUCGUCGGGGGCGCCGAGACCGGCGAGGCCCAAACCACCCGCUCCCCCCCCACACAUGCCAUCGCAGCAAGGCCUGCGUCCGUCACGGAAGAAGUAAAGGCGAUGAACCGAAUCGCGGGACGGCAAGAGCUUGAAUUGAGAAUCGUUUUUUUUUAUGGAUCCACAGCGUGUCAAAUGGUAAACAAUGCAAACGUUAAGCUGCCUGACUUGACUGCGCGGGGGCCUCGUGCCGUUGAGUUGAUCCGCGGGGGCUUUUAGGCUUAACGAGACGUAUCACGGCAAUGAGAAACCAGCUAAAGGGAUUAGCACUCGGAGAGUUGGUGGUAAUCGAGCAAGAGGCAGCGAUGGGAAGCUUUGUUUAAAACUGUGAUUGUGUGACCAACACAAGUGACUGAUUCGCAAAUAAUGCACACGGCAUUGUCCUGCAUAAACCUUACAUGAGCCCUUCAGGAAAUUGUGACUCAUGACCUUCAGCUUUUCCUAUGGACCACUAUGUUAAAAACUCAGCAAUAUAAUCGACAGGGCACUUUAUGUUUGUACACACGAUGCAAUAUACUGGGUGUCAAUGAAAGUAUAUUUUUUGUGUAAUAAUACAGCAGCAGUGGCACAGAGUUGUUUGCGCACUAUGGCUGGGUAAAUCCACCUGAGUUUGAUUCCCAGCCAAGGCUGCUAACAUCAGUGACGAGUGAUGUCCGAACCACUUGUCCUGGGCCCCCCCCCCUCAAUUUACAAUCUCACACUGACCAGCAUGGCGAAGU